AAAGACAUUUUGGUGGCUUAAACUUAAAAAUACAUUAUCAAUACAAAAAUUAUAAAGAAUACAUUUAAUUCGUGCACAAAGAGUAUUUCAAAAAUAUACAAAAUCAUAUCUCUUCUUUCUUUUUGUUGUUGGGUUUUGACCAAACACAAACUUUAGUGCCUUCCCACGCCUCCUCUCUCAAAAAAUGGCCUAAAAAGUAAACCCCUCCAAAUGCCAUUCACUCUCUUGUUAACCAUCACCAUCUCCUUUCCCUAACAUGCGCACUACACAUCGAGAAAUGCGUAUUUCCAAAUCAUUACUUCUGUUCAUGCUAAUAUGCGCCUUCCUUCCACCAUCAUCGCCGGAUCCCAAAGAUGAAUCUUGCUUGACCCAUUUAUUUCAAUCCUUCGAUGAUCCCAACAAAAACCUCCGCAACUGGUCCAUACCCACCUUCUCCAACCCCUGUUCCGACUUCAACUCAAAUCUCGCCGGAGCUACCUGCAACAAUGGCCGUGUCUACAAGCUUUCCCUUCAAAACCUCGGUCUCCGGGGAACAAUCUCGCCGUAUAUUUCCAACUGCACAAAUUUACAAUCUUUAGACCUAUCAAACAACUCCCUCGCCGGACCUAUCCCCGUCGAACUCCAGUACCUCGUCAACCUCGCCGUACUCAACCUCUCCUCCAACCACCUCUCCGCCGCCAUCCCACCGUCUCUCGCCAUGUGCAAUUACCUCAACGUAAUCGACCUUCACGAAAACGAUCUAACAGGAACAAUCCCACCUCAACUCGGGUCCUUAGCAAGGCUAUCGGUUUUUGACGUUUCUAACAACAAGCUUUCUGGACCUAUUCCGGCGAGCCUGGGUAACCGGACGGGGAACUUGCCACGGCUAAACGCGAGCUCCUUCUCCGGUAACAAGGAUCUUUAUGGGUACCCAUUGGGUCCGAUGAACAGUAAAGGGUUAUCGGUGGUGGUGAUUGUCGGAAUCGGAUUGGGAAGUGGGCUUUUGAGCUUGGUUUUGAGUUUCACGGUGGUUUGUAUUUGGUUAAGAUCGGUUGAACAGAAGAGAGCUGAUGAACAAGAAGCCAAGAUUCCUCAGUUAAUGCCUGAUUAUUGAGUUUAAGUGUUUAACGAAUCAAACAUUUGAUUAAUUUGGGGAAUUGUAGUGGGUUUGUGUUAAAACUUAAAAGUAAGGUUCUUUUUGUCUAUCUUGUGCAUUCUAAUUUCUAAAGAUUGUGAUUAGGUUUUCUGGAAAA
Lactuca sativa (garden lettuce) is the source of this 1232-nucleotide messenger RNA. Its product is annotated as receptor-like protein 44. Lineage: Eukaryota; Viridiplantae; Streptophyta; Magnoliopsida; Asterales; Asteraceae. The record is from RefSeq and is a predicted model, not a curated record. Gene Ontology annotation, molecular function: protein binding.